AUGGAAGGAAAGAAUUUUUCAUCUGACAUCGUAGUUCCAACGAAGAAAACGGAAAUAAAAAAGAAAUGUCCGAUUGGGAAGUGUAAGUUUACGGCUGUAAACUACUUCCAUUUAAAGUUCCACAUAGAAAAAACACAUGGAAUACCAAAAAAUCUCGUGUCGCCAAUUUGCGAAAAACAUACCUGCGUAAACAACACCAUGCUCAAAAACGACACGAAGAACCCCUCAAAAGCUAAUAAAAAGAAGGAUGAACAUGGGUGUGCAAACAACUCCUUGCUCCAGAACCACACGAAAAACCCAUCAAAAGAUAAUACAAGGAAGGAUAAAAAGCAAUAUAACUUUAGUGAUUCUAAAAUUUCAGAUGGCUGCCUUUUAGCCAGAAUUCAACCAAAAAUGAUGUCACAAGUAACAAGAUUUGAAUCGUUCAAAGACAUCAAAAAACAGCUUCUUCCUGAUUUUGAAGCUUGCAUAUGA
Helobdella robusta is the source of this 474-nucleotide messenger RNA. RefSeq lists its product as hypothetical. The record is from RefSeq and is a predicted model, not a curated record. The transcript has a single exon. Bases 1 to 474 code for a protein of 157 amino acids. Lineage: Eukaryota; Metazoa; Annelida; Clitellata; Rhynchobdellida; Glossiphoniidae.